GCGCAGGGGAAAGCGUCAUUGAAUUUUCGCGCGCACGGGGGCUCUCAACACUCGCCCGCCACUGCUGCUGCAAUACGGAAAGAAGGUCCAGCCGCUGCAUCGGCGACCGGAAAACGCGCUCUCUUGGCACCGCAUCAGCUGCCCCUCCUCUUCUGCUCCGCGAUCGGUCCGUGCGUCCGUCGCCCCGCGAGCUAUGGAGUCCACGAAAAAUGCGGACGCCGACGUGUUCGAAUUCAUCGAAUUGCUGGGAAUCGGUUCUUGCGGAGAAGUGUGGAAGGUGAGACACCGAGAGACGAGUCAGAUUCUCGCCAUCAAGAAGAUACUUUCCAACGUCCAAGGCGACGUUCGUCGCGAAAUCGAGUUCAUGAGCAAAUGCUCGUCGCCCCACAUCGUUCGAUACUAUGGGACCUAUUACCAGGGGGACGCCAUGAUGAUCGUCAUGGAGUACUUCGAAGUUGGCAGCGUCAACGACGCCAUGGCGCUGACGGGACUGACGCUGGGGGAGUCCCAAAUCGCGGCGGUCUGCAGAGACGUUUUGGGGGCGCUGAUAUACCUGAACGAGAGGAACCAGAUGCACCGAGACAUCAAGCCGCACAACGUGCUGCUGAACAUAGAAGGGAAGGCGAAGCUGGCCGACUUUGGGAUCGCGAGGGAGCUGAAGGACGAGACGUGCUGCAAGACGGUGAUAGGGACCCCGUACUACUUGGCGCCCGAGGUGAUAAGGGAGACCGGGUACGACUACCGAGCGGACAUAUGGUCGUUGGGGAUCUCGGCGAUCGAAAUGGCGGAGAGGAAUCCGCCGUACGCGGACCUGCACCCGAUGCGCGCGCUGUUCAUCUUGGGGAACAACCCGAUGCCGAAGCUGAUGCACGAGGAGCACUGGUCGCCCGAGUUCAACGACUUCGUGACGAAGUGCCUGAACCCGGUCUCGGCCGAGAGGCCGAGGGCGAGCGAGCUGAUCAACCACGCGUUCAUCGAAAAGUCGAGCGAGGAGGCGCUGGCGGAGUUGGUGGAGGCGGCGCUCGAGGUGAUCGAGAGGUACGGGAACUUGAACAAGGCUCUCGAGGAGGUGAAGAAACAGAGUUGCUCGAGCCCGAACCUGUUGUUCGACGAGUCGGACGUGCUGAACGCGGACAUCCGCUUCGACACCGUGGAGGGCGACAACGUCUACAUGCUCAAGAGCGAGGCGAGCAGGGGCACGCAAGUGGUGGAGCUGCUCGAGGAGCACGAAAAGGAGGCUCCGGCCCAGAACGCCGUUGACAUGGACUCGGUCGAGGACCUGGCGCGCAUGGUCGAGCGGUGCGCGGAAGACUUGCUCAAGGGCCUCAGCGACCAAGCGGCGUCGCCAAAAGUCAGCCGAAUUUGCAGGUCCUCGUCGAUUCUGAGAACGAAGGAGGACACCAAGUAUUUAGCCUUCCGAGUCGCCAAAAGCCCGCCUAAGAUGAAGAUCAAAGUGCAGCACAACGGCAGAAUCGUCAACUCCGAAGACCACGCGUGCACAGCAAUCACAGACGUACCCGCGCCCGCGGUGCUGGACUGGGACCAAUUGGCAUCCAUUCGGCUUCCCUCCAACGCCCACAACCGCAGGUCUUCCGCGUCCGCCUUGCCGAGUCUCAACCUCGCUCCGGACUCUCUGCCCGUACGCACGCAGCGCUACGAAGGCGCCUGGUCCUGUCUCGCUGAAGGCCUGAUUCCCUUCCGCAACAACCCCCAAUACAUCCUCUCCUUCGCGGAACCCACUCACUGCUCCUUCGCCAUCCACCUCAACGACUCGCGCGUCAAGGCCUCCUUCGGCUUCCACCUCGUGCGAGUUCACGGCGCCAUAUGCAAGCUCCCCGAACUGCCCAGCUACGGCCUCACCGUCUCCAUCCCGUCCUCCAAGAGGACCUCCCUCGAGACCCACCCGCCCUCCUACCUCGAGCCGCGCUACAAGUACAUCGCCGUCCCCGUCCUCUCGCAGUUCUGGAUCGCCGACGCGACGACCCCCUCCAGAAUCCCCUUCACCUUCGAACUCCGCACCUUCAACCUGAACGCCAAGCUAACCAUUCAGCCCGCGCCGCCCAUGUACCAGGUCGUCUGCAAGGGCUCCUGGACCAUCUCCAGCUCCGGCGGCUGCAUCAACCACCCCACCUGGCGCUCCAACCCGCAAAUGCGCCUCGUCGUUCGCCAACCCACCACCAUCUACAUCUUCCUGUCUCAGUCCUCCCAAGAACUCGAACACAUCGGCUGCUACGUCAUCCGCUCCGACAGCAAGGACAAACUCCUCCAAAUCAGCCUCUCCCAACUCGUCAACCAAGACACCGUCCGCUUCAGAAGAAACUCCGAGUUCUCCACCGGACGACUCCAACUCGCCCCCGGCACCUACAUACUCAUCCCCGCCUCCUACCACCCCGGUCACAUCGCCACCUUCACCCUCACCUGCGUCAGCGAGCGAGACACCUUCUCGCUCGAACCCAUCCCCGAACUCUGGUCCCGCGCCCUCCACGGCCACUGGACCCCCGAACUCUCCGGCGGCUGCAUCAACUACGUCGACUGGGUCCAAAACCCCACCUACCAACUCCUAGUCAAAAAACAAAUCACCUUCACCGUCAUCAUCAGCACCCGCAAAAACAAGUCCCCCUCCCUCCGCAGAAGGCCCCCUCAACCCACCACCAAACAACCCAUCUUCAUCGGCUUCUACAUCUUCAAGCGACACCCCACCAUCCACAACUACCUCUCCAUCUCCCAACUCAUCGCGCAAACCAAGGCCUUCAUCAAGCGCAAGGAAAUCAUCGGCGUCGUCUCCCUCAAACCCGGCAACUACGUCCUACUCCCCUGCACCUUCAGUCCCGGCGUCUGCUCAGAAUUCGUCGUCUCCCUCUACUCCACACAAAACUGCCUCUCCCUCCUCCCCAUGCACUCCCCCCAAUCCUACUUCUCCACCACCGGAUCCUGGACCCCCGACCUCACCGCCGGCGGCUCCUUCUCCCACCCCACCUGGCGCAUGAACACCCAGUACCUCCUCGUCCCCCAAGAAGACUCCUCCCUCAUCGUCCGCCUCGAACAGGCACACGAAAACACCGAACAACUCUCCUUCAACUCCCUCUCCUCCUCCCUCCCCUCCAUCGGCCUCGCCAUAUUCUGCCUCGACUCCCUCCCCUCUCAAAAACUAAAGUUCCUCAGCCUCUCCAACCUCGUCCACAUGACCCCCUUCAUGUGCUUCCCCCGCAUCGAAACCCCCACCCUCUCCGUCAAGCGCGACGCCCCGCUCCUCAUCGUCCCCAUGACCCUCCUCCCCAACGUCGCCGCCGACUACAAACUCAUCUACAUGUCCCACUGCACCUUCCAACACGCCACUCUCGACAGCACUCUCCUCGUCAAGGACCUCUCCAGCUCCUGGUCCCUCUCCUCCAACUCCUGCGGCGGCUCCCUCAAACACGGACCCUCCUGGCUCUCCAACCCCAAAUUCACCCUCCACCUCCAACUCGAGUCCUCCUGCACCUUCCUCCUCAACCGACCCAACACGCGCCCCGGACUCCUCCCUCACGCCGGCCUCUACCUCUUCUCCCUCCCCCCCGACUGCCCGCACACCGACGACCUCCAGUUCAUGCGCCAGCACCUAGUCCAAAAAUCCUCCUUCUCCGUCUCCGCCGAAAUCUCCGUCGAGUGGCACCUCGCCUCAGGACACUACCUGCUCAUGCCCGCCACCUUCGACCCGCUCAUCGAGGGCCCCUUCCGACUCGCCGUCAUGACCUCCCACCCGCACUUCACCCUCCAACACCUCCGCCCACCCGCGCCAUGACCAAUACAACCCACCCGCCCUCAAAAAAAAAAACCUGUACCACACA
This is a messenger RNA of Schistocerca gregaria, 3827 nucleotides long. RefSeq names its product serine/threonine-protein kinase 4 homolog B-like. Gene Ontology annotation, molecular function: protein serine/threonine kinase activity; ATP binding. Gene Ontology annotation, cellular component: cytoplasm. NCBI's taxonomy places the organism in Eukaryota, Metazoa, Arthropoda, Insecta, Orthoptera, Acrididae. The record is from RefSeq and is a predicted model, not a curated record. Gene Ontology annotation, biological process: regulation of MAPK cascade; protein phosphorylation; intracellular signal transduction. The transcript has 4 exons. The coding region runs from base 194 to 3781 and encodes 1195 amino acids.